AUGAUGGUCAAGGUGCGCCACGUGCUGGCUGCGGCCGUAUUAAUCCCCGCCGUCAUUUUAUCCGCCGACGCGCCUUACUACCUACAAGAUACUCCUACCCAUGAUGUGCUGAAAAGGGCAUAUGCGGUGGCAACGGUAGGGCUUCUGCGACACUGCGUGAAGGUUUCGAAAUACAUCGAGGAAUCGGCUCCGGCUACGCUCAACAGGAGAGAUACUAGUAGUGUCGAAUCCAUGGCCAAUGAUGUGAAUCGUGCGAUAUUAAAUGUGGCUGCUAUGUUUGGUGUAACCGAGUACGACCUUCACCUCGGGAACAAUACAGUAUCGGACAUGGAGGUGGUGCUCAAGGGAAAGGAGUUGCCAGCACACGUCGACUUCAAAACUAUCUACGAACAAGUGAAAUCUGUGCUAGACCGCUGUAAAAUUUUCAGCAACUUUAUGGAGAAGUUAUUGAGAAGGAAGAAUGAAGAAGGCGACUUCAAACUCGACCACGAAGAUAUUGAUGAUAGAAUACUCAUCGAAUUCCCCAAGAUUUGGAUAGGGCCGCUGCAUAUGGUAUACAAAAGCUUGAACUUAAAUAGUAGGUCAAUUGAACCAGGAGAGAUACUUGGAGCCCGGUUGCAACUAUGGGGAGCAGAAGAAUUUAAAUCCACGUUCUCUGCUAUUGAAAGGGUGAUAGAAGACGUUUCCUUCUACUACCCGCAACUCUUCCAGAAACGCGCGAAUGAGCUAAUCCAAAAAAUGUGGGAUGAAAUACUGGCCAACAAAAAUGAAGAAAACAGCGAGGCAAUCGAUGCGCUCUAUAAGCUCUCCACUAUGAAUGAACAUUUCCGCAUCGUCUCUUGA
Molecule: messenger RNA, 843 nt
Organism: Babesia bigemina
Lineage: Eukaryota; Apicomplexa; Aconoidasida; Piroplasmida; Babesiidae
Exons: 1
Coding region: 1-843 (280 amino acids)
Source: RefSeq, a predicted model, not a curated record